AUGAUUUCACCUCGCAAGCAAGUGGCGCACGCCAAUGCCACCAAACAAAAGCACAGAAAGAAACGCGGUCGAGCGUCCGACAUCAGCUUCAGCGUCAAUGCUGGCGACGGCGACGGCGAACCUCCCUCCACUCCUCGCAACCGUUUUGCGCCUCAGCCUCAUGCCGACAUCAUUUCCCCUUUCGGCCACCGAUCUGUCCAAAACUCGCCCAUGUCCGCUCAACCUUCCUCCCCUUCCGUCAUCCUCUUCAGCGGUCCUGCUAACCGUGGCUUCGAGCGAGUCCACGAUGAAACGUUCCCGCACGAUCUACAGCUCCUUCAAAACAUGGCCAGAUCCAAGUUCAAGCUUGCACCCACUGCUCCCGUCGAGAUGAGCUACGUCAACCCGGACGGCGUCGUCUGCGACCUAAACGAUCAGUACGAUCUCAGGGCGCUUGCUGUACAUGCCAAUCUUGCUCAGAAGCUCAAGGUCCUCGUCACGUCGUCCGAACUUUCGAGUUCAUCUCCUGCGUUAGAUUCGGUUCCAAACGGUUCAUCAACUUCGGAUCCAAUCCAGGUAUUGCAAUCCAACAGUCCCAAUGAAUCGACACCUACUGCCACACCGGUGCUUCCGCACGGCAACGGGCACCCUACUGCUAAGCGCAAACGCAAGGACGAUUCGCCGCCACCCACAGCUUCUUCUUCCGACCCAAAACCACAUGCUUCCCCAGCAGCCCCCAUGGCCAAGAAGCACAAGGGUCGACCACACACAUUGAAUGCCUGUACACCUGCACCUACACCUGCCCCUCCCGCUCUAAGCGCAUCGCCAUCCGUUCCCGUUCAAGUUGCACCUCCUCAAGCGCCAGCCUCACAGCCAGCUGAGAAUGUAGUAACCGUUCAAGAGCAAGUCCCUGCAGAGACACCGAAACGCGGCCGUCCGAGAAAGAGUGCAGCGCCGGCUUCUCUCCCAGCUUUUCAGUGCGCAUCCGGUGGGUCAGCAGAGGUUCCUGUAGCGACGCCAAAACGUGGCCGUCCGAAGAAGAGCGACGCCACCACUACCUUUCAGACUGCCACCUCGGCUGCGCCGGCAGAGGAAUCCGCUAGCAGCAGUGCAAGGGCAGUGACGGCCUCGGUAGUUCGACCGGCCAGUACUCAGCUAGAUGAAGCUUCUACUUCCUCGCAGCCAGAAUCUGCAAAUUCCAGUCAAGCGAAAGCUGCAAAGUCUCCAGCCGCCGCCAAGCCUCGUGGGCGGACCGCAAAGAAGGCUCUCGAGGUUGCCGAGGACGCCGCGCCAAGUGCUGCCGAAGCUCCUCAAGAAGCUGCAGCCCGAGCAGUUACUGCGCCCUCAAUUGUCUCUGAGACCCCUGCACCACCAGCAAAGAAGGGGCGUGUCUCAAAGGCUGCCACGGCGACACCUGCUCCCCCCACCGUGAGCGUGCCACCAACGCCGUCAGAGGUGGUCGCAGCACCUGUCAACGGGGCUGCGACGCCUCGGGGUGUCUCGAUUGCAACAACUCCUGACGCAGCUACUCCCACUGUCCCUGAAGCUGCAGCAGCGCCGGUCAAAAGAAAGCCUGGACGACCGAGUAAUGCCGCCAAAGCGGCGGCAGCGGCUGCUGCUGCUGCUGCUGAGAGCUUGCGUCUCUCACAGACUGACGCUACGCCAGAUUCCGCAAAUGAGGCACCGACAGCACCUGUCGCUCCGAUAGAGGCAAAUCCAGAGACACUCGACGACGUUCCAGCUCCGCCGGCUAAGAAACCCGGUCGCCCACCCAAGACGGUUAAGAUCACCGAGCCUAGCAAAGCUGCUGAUGCCUCUGCUGCCGUUGCUGCCGAAUCUGCUCCAGCUAUUCUGGAAGUAGCAAUUAGCACAGCAGAGACCGCACAGUCGGGACAGGACACAGUCAGCGCAGCGGGUGCUGCUGCUGCCAACGGCGCCGAUCAGACCCUGCCGAGCGGUUCCGGCUUGCCAGUCCCAGAAACAAUUCCAGAAGAGACAGCUGGCCCUUCGCCCUCAGCAGCGUCGGAACGAUCUACCAUCACUUCCAAACCUCAAGCUUCCAAAGCGAAGAGGACCCCCGCUGCAGCAAAACCCCUCGUGGCCGCUGACUCGUGCAUGGUCUGUGGUGCUGAGCCGUCGCACGACGACGACGACCAGUGCCCUAUCUGGCAGGGCGGCUCGCAGGCGAUCCUAGACCUUCUCGCCAUGUUGCGAGGCAAGAAAAGCAAGACCAGGAACGACAAGGAGGUCGUCAAAGUAUUGCACAGCUGGCUUAGCAAACAGUUUGGCGCGCCCUCUAUCGACUUUAGCGCAAGCCAAGACACGACAAAGUCCUCGCAGGCGACUCCCAGCGCUCCAGUUGCAACUUCGUUCGCUCCAACAAUCGCCGAUGGCAUUUCCAGCCGAGCUGAUGCAACUCCGGCUCCAGCGGGCGACUCUGUCGACACCGACCGGAAGUCUUCAGCAGCUGCCAAGAAGGAGUCGCGUCCGAAGGCCGCGGCUUCCGAGCCUGCUGCGGCGAGCAAGGUUGUUCUGGUUCGCGCGACGCCCGAGCCGGGGUUACCAUCACCUGGUACUGCAGCGAACCCUACGGAUGCAGAGACGGCGCCGGCUUCCGCCUCGCCUGUCAAACCGGCAGCACGCGUAGCACGCGGUCAGGGCAAGAAAGCAGCCUCUGGUGCAACAGCGAAAUCGACAAAGAAGGCUGCCGCGGAGACCACAACCGCCACCGAGACCGAGCCUGAGCCUACGAUUGCUCUAACGCCGUCGUCAGCGGCGCAGCCGAGCUCCUCGCAGUCUUCCGGGGCGCCUGGUACCGGGCUGAGAGCACCUUCCGAGUCGUCGGAAGCCGAGCUGGCUACCAGCCCGAUGCUUUCAGCUGUGCCACCUGCCAACGACGAUGCGGAUGUGGAUGAGAUGCCCUCGCAAUCUCACACCCGACCUAGCACUGCAGCGGAGCAAUUGGCGGAAAGACAGCGGAGGAUGAAGCUCGCUGAUGAAGCUGCUCCUGCUGCUCACGCGCCCUCGUCGAGCCCGAGAUCGAGAUCCGCUUCGAUAACGAGCUCGGACUCCUCGCAUGGUGGCGACAGCAGCGAUGAGGAGACAGAUCGACAGAGCGAUGUUGAAGCGACUACGCCCAAUGCUGAUCGCAAGGCGAUAGUGAAGCGGACAAAAGCGGUGUCGAGCAAGGCGCCACCUUCGCCAGCAGCGUCUGCCCAGCCGCGUCGAGCCACGGCAAGCAAGGGAGCGACAUCAUCGGACUCAAGCGGUACUUCGUCUUCGGAAUCCGAAACGGAGUCGGAGCCUGAGAUGACGCAGAAGAGCGCAUCUCAGAGCGCUCCAAACGGGCUUAAGUUCAAGACGCCCAGCACAAGCAAAACAUCGCAACGUUUUACCGCUCCUCACAAUCCGUUUCUGCGUGGGUUGACGCCGGUUUCGACGAAACAGAGCAAUGCCACUGCUGGCAGCAGCAGUCAGCGACCGACGCCAUUUACGAGGUUGUCGGAACUCAAGCCUGCUACGCUGCGUCAGAACCUUUCGCAGCCGGGUUCGCCUUUGAGCACGGGUGGUUCGACGCCGCUUAGCGCGUCUAGUCAGAUGCCGUUUUUCUCGAGUCAGCAUGUACUCAAAGGAAACGGCAGCGCCAAUGGAGACGUCAUCGUAGCAGCAACCGCGGGAGCACCCGAGAUGGGCGAGCAAGCCAGUGCUUCUGACGAUGACGACGACGAAAGCAGCUCCUCGUCGUCUUCGUCGUCGUCGGAGGACGAUGUGCCAGCAAGGGGCGCCAAACAGUCAGCUAGAGGCGGUGCUGCGUCGGCGGUAGCCAAACGAGCCGGAAAGCGUGUCGGUACCACGAUGGGCAAGCCGGCGGCUACCAAGAAGCGGAACAAGGUGUUUGACGUGUUUAGCUGA
Sporisorium graminicola is the source of this 3891-nucleotide messenger RNA. RefSeq lists its product as uncharacterized. Gene Ontology annotation, molecular function: DNA binding. The record is from RefSeq and is a predicted model, not a curated record. The transcript has a single exon. The coding region runs from base 1 to 3891 and encodes 1296 amino acids. NCBI's taxonomy places the organism in Eukaryota, Fungi, Basidiomycota, Ustilaginomycetes, Ustilaginales, Ustilaginaceae.